GGAAAUCUCGUUAAGCGCCCUGUUAAAAAUGAGCAGCUAUUUCAGGGUAAAAUCUCUCGUACACCUUGCGAGAUUUGAAAAAUGGCGACCAUCCAAGAGCAGACCGCUGACACGUCUUCGCCAUCGUCUCAGCCGAAUAAUCCUCUAUCUAGAAAACUGAAUAAAAUUCUAGACACAAGACUUGAUAAUGAUAAGGAAAUGCUGGAAGCCCUCAAAGCUCUGUCCAGUUUCUUCAGUGAAAACACUUUGAGGAACAGAAGAAACCUGAGAGGAGAUGUCGAGAGGAGGAGUUUGGCCAUCAAUGAGGAUUUCAUUCAGGCUUUCCAGCAAGUUAAAGAGCAACUUGACUCUGUCUAUGAAGAUGUGAAAGGAAUGAGUGAGUGUUGUCAGGACAUGACCACUAGAUUAAAGGCAGCAAAAGAGCAGACCCAUGAUUUGAUCAACCAGACAACUCAGUUGCAAACAGAAAGCCAGAGGCUGCAGAUGAGAGCACAGGUGGCAGAUGCUUUUCUGGCCAAAUUCCAGCUGAAACCAGAAGAGGUGAAAAUUCUUAGAGGAACACGGGAUGGUGCCCUGCAUCCAGACUUUUUCAAAGCUUUGGCCCGUGUAAAACAGAUCCACACAGACUGCAAGGUGUUGCUCAGAACAAAUCAACAGACAGCAGGGUUGGAGAUAAUGGAAUCAAUGGCACUACAUCAGGAGUCAGCAUACGAGAGGCUGUACCGAUGGACACAGAAUGAAUGCAGGGCUCUGAGCAAUGAGUCUCCAGAUAUCAGUUCUCAGCUCUGUUUGGGUUUAGAGGCAUUACAAGACAGACCGGUGCUCUUCAGGUAUUCUCUGGAUGAGUUUGGUACAGCCAGAAGGACAGCCAUUGUGCGAGGGUUCAUUGACGCUUUAACAAGAGGAGGUCCAGGAGGAACGCCAAGACCUAUUGAAUUACAUUCCCAUGAUCCUUUGCGGUACGUGGGUGACAUGUUGGCAUGGUUACACCAGGCGACAGCAUCAGAAAAAGAACAUCUACAGACUCUACUGAAGAAGUGCAAUAAUUGUUCCAAUGAGGGGACAAUUCAAGACAUUUUAGGCCAUAUCACAGAGGGUGUUUGCAGACCUUUUAAGGUGAGAGUGGAGCAGGUAGUGGUGGCAGAGCCAGGGCCUGUCCUGUUGUAUAAACUCACCAAUCUACUCAAGUUCUAUGAACACACGAUAGGUCAGCUGCUGUCUAAAGACGCCUCUCUUCUGGGCACCCUGGACGAAGCUCACGUCUUGAGCUCUAAGAUGUUCUUUAACAGUCUGAACAUACAUGCAGCAAGGCUUCUGGAUAAGGUUGAGCUUCCUCCUGCUGAGCUGGGACCCACGGGACCCCUGAACCAAACGCUACAGCUGCUGAAAGAUGUGUUAUCUUCCCAUGAUUCCUCAGUGGUGUCAAUAGAUGACAGGCAGAAGGAUUUCUCUAAGAUCAUGUCCAGUGUGAUUGACCCCCUGAUCCAGAUGUGCUCCCUCUCGGCCAGUAAACUGACCACGGUGGACAUGGCCACCUACAUGAUCAACUGUCUGUACACCAUGCAGAGUGCCCUGGCCCUGUUUGAGUACACUGACCAGAGACUGGAGAUGUUACAGGCACAAAUUGAUGCCCAUAUAGACACACUGAUCAGUGAGCAGGCAUCACAUAUCCUGCACAGAGUUGGACUUGCCAGUACAUAUGGUAUAGUACAGCAACAUCAGCCAAAACAGGGUCCAUUGUCAUCUAUCCCUGGAAUGGAGCCAGGGACACUCAAGGGUGCUAUAGCCAAGUUUGACAGUUUCUUGUCCACGCCUGAUGGUUACAUAUUACAGCAGUGUAGCUUACUUCAGAGUACCACUGUAAGAGAAACAACACGGAAACGUUCUAUGGAGCUGAUUGUGUCAGCAUAUGAGGAGCUGUACACUGCUAUCACCAACCCUCAGAAUGGGUACAAAGACCCCCAAAAUCUCAUGCCUCGAACCCCUGAACAAGUAAAACAUCUGUUGAUAUAGAAAACUCUGUUACAUGUUUGGUGCACACAUAUUGAUGAUUUAUUUUUUCAUAUUUAUUGAAUGUUUUUUCCU
Lingula anatina is the source of this 2085-nucleotide messenger RNA. Its product is annotated as conserved oligomeric Golgi complex subunit 6-like. Gene Ontology annotation, biological process: intra-Golgi vesicle-mediated transport. The record is from RefSeq and is a predicted model, not a curated record. Gene Ontology annotation, cellular component: COG complex. Lineage: Eukaryota; Metazoa; Brachiopoda; Lingulata; Lingulida; Lingulidae.